AAUCUCGCCAUAUAAGUAAUAUAGCAGAACUCUGAGCUAGACUCAAAUGGAGCAAGUUGCAAUGUCCUUCGCUCGUGAUCAGGUGCUUCCAUACUUAAUGGAAUUAGCAAAUAUGAUGAGGGGCGUUCCAAAAGAUGUUGCAGACAUGAAAAAUGCACUAGAAAGGAUUCAAGCCAUCAUUCACGAUGCAGAUAGAGUGGCUGCAGCUGCAGACGACACCACACGGGAAGAAAUCAAAGCAAAGAUGAAGCUGCUAAUAGAAGCUGCUUUCCGCAUGGAAGAUGCAAUUGAUGAAUAUGUGAUCCGUGAGGAACAAGAGCCUCGUGAUCCUGGAUGUGCAGGCUUACCCUGUGAGCCUGCUGACCUCAUCAAAACCAUGAUCCGUCGUUUUCAAAUUGCAUAUAAGAUUCAGGAUGUUAAAUCACGAGUUCGUGCAAUCAAUGAGAGCAGUCAAAGUAAGAGUGCCUUCCAUGUCCAACCUUUUCUAGAACAAGGAACAAGCAGUUCUAGAGGAAACCAAAACACCACUUUGGAGAAGAUUCGAAAGGCUCCCCUUUACAUGGAUGAAGCUCAAAUUGUGGGUUUUGAAGCACCCAGAGAUGAAUUGGUUGGUUGGUUGAUAAAGGGAAGAGCAGAGCGCACUGUAAUCUCUGUGGUAGGAAUGGGAGGACUAGGAAAGACCACUCUUGCCAAGAAAGUUUUUGACAACAAAGAGGUGAUUGGACACUUCGAUUGCCAUGCAUGGAUCACAGUGUCUCAGUCCUACACUGUGGAUGGCCUGUUGAGGGACAUGAUGCAGAUGUUUAACAAAGAAGGAAAUGUGGAUCCACCUCAGAAUAUUUCUACAAUGCUAGGAAAUUUGUUGAUAGAUGAAGUGAGAAAGUACUUGAGCCAGAAGAGGUAUGUUGUUGUCUUUGAUGAUGUAUGGGCUGAAAAUUUUUGGGAUGAGAUUGAAUGUGCUACACUUGAUAAUAAAAUUGGAAGUAGGAUACUUAUCACAACUAGGUACAUGAAAGUUGCGGAGUCUUGUAAAGAAUUUUCUUAUGUUAAAAUACAUGAAUUAAAACCCCUACCUCCAAAACAGUCGUGGGAACUCUUCUGCAAGAGGGCUUUCCAAUUUGAAUCUAAUGGGAAUUGUCCAGAAGAAUUAGAGCAUAUAUCUUCUGAAAUUGUUGAAAAAUGUAAUGGUUUACCACUAGCAUUAGUGGUCAUUGCUGGCGUUUUAUCUUGCAAAGGAUCUAAAGUUGAUGAGUGGGAAGAGUUCAGAAAAAAUCUAAAUUUAGAGCUGCAGAGGAAUGAACAAUUAGGUAGUAUAACAAAGAUUUUGAGUUUCAGUUAUAACGAUUUGCCUUACCAUCUUAAAUCACCCUUUUUGUAUUUUGGAAUGUAUCCUGAAGACAGCAAAAUUAAAUCAAAAAGACUAAUUUGGCAAUGGAUUGCUGAAGGGUUUGUAAAAUCUGAGGAGGGGAAAACCUUAGAGAAGGUUGCAGAAGGAUAUUUAAAAGAGUUGAUCAGUAGAAGUUUGGUGCAAGUAUCUUCACUUACCAUUGAUGGAAAAGUUAGAGGUUGUCAAGUUCAUGACCUAACACGUGAGAUGAUCCUUAAAAAAUGUGAGGAUUUGAGAUUUUGUCAUAGUGUACAUGACCUAACUCGACGCCUAGCAAUUACAACCAGUUUCAAUGAUCUAAGAAGUAGUAGUGAAAGCUCACCCAUUCGGUCACUUUUUGUUUUCACAGAUGAAGAAUUAUCUGAAGAAUUUGUGAGGAGAAUACCCACCAAAUACAUGUUGUUGAAGGUGCUUGAUUUUGAAAAAGCUGCAUUGCCUUCUGUUCCUGAAAAUUUGGGUAAUUUAAUCCACUUGAAGUAUUUAAACCUUGGACUUACAAAGGGAGCAAGUAUUCCAAAAUCCAUUGCUAAGUUGCAGAAUUUGGAGACCUUGAUUCUAGACGGAGAGAAUGGACAUGAAAUGCCACAGGAGAUUAGCAAGCUCAGAAAGCUACGACAUCUUAGAGGCUAUGCCAUAUCUUUGAUUCAAUUGAAGCAUAGUAUUGGAGGCAUGACAUCUCUACAAACGCUAGUUUUGGUGAAAAUAAAUGAGGAUGAAGUAGAGCUGAUUAAAGAGCUAGGAAGGCUAACACAAAUGAGGAAGUUGGGGUUGGUUGGAGUUAUCAAUGAUAAUGAAAGCACUCUAUGUUCCUCAAUAAGUAAGAUGCAAUACUUGGAAACCCUACUUGUGAUAUUAAAAUGUGGGAAUGACAUGUUUAAUUUGCAGUUUAAUUCACCCCCACCUAUGCUUAGGAAGCUCUUCCUACACUCACCUUCUGUGAAUUUUCCAAAGUGGAUUCCAAAGCUUCUAAGGCUUGUGAAGUUGGCCUUUAGAGGCACCAAUUUAAUUGAGGAUCCAAUGAAAUCACUAGAAAAUUUGCCAAAUUUGUUGUCCCUUGAGCUUGAAUAUUAUGAAGGUACAAGCUUGCAUUUUCAAAAUGGGGGGUUUCAGAAACUAAAGGAUCUAACACUCUCAGCUAUGUGCAACUUGAAUUCCAUUUGUAUUGACAAAGGAGCAUUGUGUUCUCUCAAAACAUUCAAGUUAGAAGACAUCUUGUAUCUUAAGGAGGUACCCUCUGGCAUCCAAUACUUGAAGGAACUUGAAGUGUUACAUGAAUCAAAAAUGUCAGUUGAAUUUAAUCAUAACAUUGCUCCCUUUAAAGGACAAAAACACCCAGCCAUUCAGCACGUUCCUCUCGUAAAAAUUAACAGCAAUGGGAGAACCCGUGUUAUUCGACACAAAAGGAGACAGAAGGCAUAAAGCAUCAAGUGUCAAAAAUAAAAGGUUGUCAGCUUGAGCAAUGAUUAGUGACAGCUCAAGCGUGGUGUGACAAGCUAAAAUGAUGUUAUGAAUUCUAUUUGAAUGUGAGACCAAGCAUCCUAGGUUUUUGUGCCCUAAGAGCAAAACAACACUUGGAGGGUGGAGGCUACCAUCCAUGAAGCAAUAUUCAUCAUCAUCCAACUUGGAUCUUUCUUUGUUUAUGAUGUGUAGCUAAAUAUCAUUUUGUUAGGGAAUUUGAUGCAGUACUUGGAUUUUCUAAAUGUUUGAUAGUUAAUGUGAAGUAAUUUCAAUUAUUUCUUGUGUUCUUGCUCCAUUCUUCAUGCUCCAUUGAUAAAUGGAUGUUCUUUAAGUGCCUUACAAAAUUCAGAGUUGCUCAUGUUUGGAGUAGAACAAGUUAGGUUUUGUCUUUUUUGAAAAUUAAGGCAUGCUUGAUUGGGUAUUAUGAGAUGAUUAUGAUAGCUUCAUCCUCUAUUUAAGUGCCUUGUACUGCAUAUUUUAUAAUUUAUCUCUUAUUACUUUAAUAUUAAUUAAUAAGCUGAUACUUUAUAAAAUCAAGAAUUUAAAUUAAAUGCACUAUCAUCCAAUUAUCUUAAUUCAUAUCAUGUAUUUU
Molecule: messenger RNA, 3437 nt
Organism: Abrus precatorius (Indian licorice)
Lineage: Eukaryota; Viridiplantae; Streptophyta; Magnoliopsida; Fabales; Fabaceae
Product: disease resistance protein RPM1-like
Exons: 2
Coding region: 47-2806 (919 amino acids)
Biological process (GO): defense response to other organism
Molecular function (GO): ADP binding
Source: RefSeq, a predicted model, not a curated record